Blastomyces dermatitidis ER-3 is the source of this 2122-nucleotide messenger RNA. RefSeq lists its product as uncharacterized. Bases 1090 to 1653 code for a protein of 187 amino acids. The record is from RefSeq and is a predicted model, not a curated record. Lineage: Eukaryota; Fungi; Ascomycota; Eurotiomycetes; Onygenales; Ajellomycetaceae. The transcript is spliced from 2 exons.
CUCACUACUCCGUACACUACUAUUACUAUCCAAGCCAGGGACACUCGAAUCAGCUAAGGUUCAUCAUCCAGGGAAUUAAUGGGAUAUAUUUGUUAAUCCCUUUCUAUCCCCUCUUCUUUGCGCUCUAUCCUAAUAAAAAGAACUUGGGGCCGCUCGAUGUACUGUGGUUCCAACGGGGUUAAGGGACCUUCGUACUUACAUUAUUCUAUUCUAGUCUGCCGCCCAGUGAAAUACUUCCAUGACAGCUGCUGACUGAAAUAGGACGUCCAGUUCUUUCGGCAGCAGUUAACUAUGGACUAGGCUGUAUGGAUUGAAUCGCCACCUGCUGCGAAACAAACAAUACGCUAUACCAGAUAUUAAAAGUUAAUUUCGUUUGUGGAAUAGAUCCAGAAUCAUGAGGGACACCCAUGCCAUGUCCUUACCAAUCCCCCCCUUGGAAAAGACGCCGAAGCGCUCAAUAACCUUAAGAAAACCCCACCUUCAGGGGCCAAGACAAUAUGUUUGCCGCCCACUAACCAGCUGGGAGCUUACUUGAACACCGGCAUUCUCACACUGCUGCCCUACGGGUUGCAUCUGCGGGUAUCUUUAGCACUUUGUUAGCGGAAGCCUAAUACUUCCGUAACUGGAAAAAGAAUGCGCGCGGUAUAUUUGGGCCCCUGAAUGGAUGCCGACGCUGUAUGGACCCAUAUCCCUGCCAGCGGGCUUCGCGGAGGCUCUUUUUAACUAGUUAGUCCUGCCUACUUUGUUUGGACAACCCAGAGGCCAGGACACGUCUAUCAACUAGUUAGCCCUACACAGUAGCACUGGAAGGUUUUCAAAUUUCAAAACGCUGCCAUUCGGUAGCAAAAAGAUCUCACAACCCGCUGAAAAUAAAUAUUUUCCUAGCUUUACCUUGCUUGUGGCGAAUUAUAUAUAAAUAUGUAUUUGUGGCUCUAUCUAAGAAAGUCGCUGCUCAAGUUCACACGGAAGUCGACAGGAUGAGUGCGUCAGCGGCGAGGGUGGCUCAUGUCAACCUCAUGACAGAUACAGUCAUCGCCAACCUCAAUACAGAUACUCUACGAGUAAUUCUUCGCUCGAUGCUCGUAGCAGAUGAACAAGUUGCAGCACCAACCACGUGCAGCAAUAUCUCCGACACGAUCUACAAAGAACGUCCGUUCCGGUAUUGUUUCCGGUUACCGACAAAUCUACACCAACUGCAUCAGCCUCAUCUUCUUCACCUUCUUCUUCAACACAGCCUCCUCCAGUCCCGACGCCGGAAUUGGCGAAACUACGAGGUACGAGGCCGUACGCAUAGUAUGCUCGCUCCUCGGCUCAGGCCUAGCCUUUGAAAGCCAACAGCUACUCGCCGAGGUGGUCCGGCAAUCCCGCGCACUUCAACUGAAUGGCAGGACGUUUGAAGGCGAGCGACUGGCGGAGGUACUCGUGGCCGUAGACGGCGAUUUGGUCCAGGCGCUUACAGCAGUGCAGAAGGUUGUGACAACCAACAAUUGGGGGAAAACUGGAGAAAUUCCGGCUGCACGGCUGCAGAUUUUACUUAGCCUUCGGACGGACCUUAAGGAAUGCAGAGAACGGAAUGAGGGAUUGGGAGUGGGAUUCGGAUUCGGAAGAGGCUCGAUGAUGCUGGAGAAUAUUCUCUCGACGAUGUCGGAAUGAAAAGAACUUCCUCCCCUUUCUUUUAUUUUCUCUCUCGUUUCUGGCACUUAUCGGAAUCUCCAAAUACUCCAGACCUUCAGGAGCAGAAUGUGAUGCCGAUCAUUCUUCUCUUUUCUUUUCUUACUUCCCCUGUGGUUUUGUGAUACAUUUACGGUUGCAUCAUAUCCAGGGGCAGAUUUCAUCAAAUGUGACGAACUAGUCUGCAAGCAACCGCAGGGUAUCACAUAUAAAUAUACCGUACUACACUCAAAUAUAACCUUAUUCCUCCUUCUUGGCCUGCCACGUUGAAAUUGCAACCUUAAUCAUCAUUCUAACAAUUGCGCUUUGGGAUAUGCUUAUUUCAAAUACAGUUCGCGGAUCAGCCUCCCAAGGAACUAUACAGUCUCGAGGGCCUCUUGUCACUUCAUACAAUAGUAACGACAGAUUACAAAUGCAGGGAAUGAAAACAAAACAUUUUAUUUUUUCUCAG